CUCACUGAGAGGGUGAAGAACCUGAGAGCUGAACUGAAAAUGCUUAUCCUUUCUAAUUUAACAACCAUUGCUUUGUUGCUGAUUACUCACUGCGGAUUAAGGACCAGUGCUAAUCAUUUUGGCCCUUUCAAAGUCUGCCACUCCUGUAAGGAUCAACUCGGAAUAUAUCGGUCCCCAAGGUACCAUGAUGAUGCCAGCAGCACAUCAGUUUUGGCCCAAGGAGACCUCUGCGGUGCACCAUGCCACAAGCUGCUCAAUAAUGUCCUGAGAGGUCUCGAGCCAACAAUCUUUCAGUCUGACCAUGACAUCUAUAUACCAAACUGUGACACCCGUGGCUUUUACAGGAAAAAGCAGUGCCGGUCCUCUAAGGGAAUGCAGCGUGGACAUUGUUGGUGUGUAGAUGAGGUUGGUGCGCCCUUGCCUUUACAUGGCAGUGAAGAUGGUUCUUUACCAUGUGAUGGA
This is a messenger RNA of Menidia menidia (Atlantic silverside), 462 nucleotides long. The record is from the annotation of a GenBank genome assembly. Lineage: Eukaryota; Metazoa; Chordata; Actinopteri; Atheriniformes; Atherinopsidae.